GCCACUCGGCUCCACCCCCUUUUACGAGUGGGGUUUGGCUUCACUGUUCACACUUGUCUCAUUAGAAAGCACCAGCGUGACAACCUUAUCCCCUUAUUUUCCAUAGCCUGACUCUCUUUCAAUUUUCUCCACCAUAUUUUUAUAUUUUUUUUUCUCCUUUCAACUGUGUUCUCCAUCAAAGGUCGUGGACCCUGUCGUUACCUACGAACCAAUGGCAGCCACACGCGGACGCAGGUAAUGUGUUAUCCGGGGGAAAACGAUCGACGGAGCGCGGUUGGACACGGCGAAGAAGAAUGGGCGGCAACCACCACAAGGCGCAUGCCGACGGUGGUCGCGUUAAAAGAUCCCGCCCCCUCGCUUCGCAGGGCUCGUUAAGAUCAGAUCGAAGCCUCAGCUAGAAGUAAAACAACAGAGGAGACAGGGACUUGAUAUCACAGAGAGAAGACGCAUUUCACAGAGAGCAGACGUAUCCCCUUCUAGGCAUCGUUAAAAUCAACUGAUAAAAAAAUAUCAAACAUGCUGGUCCCACCUGAUAUGCUCUCGGCUCAAUCUAAACUUCUUUAUCAACUGAAUAAGUUCUACGGCGAGCGGGUACAGGUGCGCAAAGCCAAUAUAGCCAAGGCCGUUAGAGAAGUAUGUAAAGUGGUUCAAGAUGUGCUGAAAGAGGUUGAAGUUCAGGAACCCAGAUUCAUUUCUUCACUGAAUGAUUGCAACGGACGCUACGAUGGUUUCGAUGUGAUAUCCCCAACAGAAUUCGAAGUCGUACUUUACCUGAACCAGAUGGGCGUGUUCAACUUCGUCGAUGACGGAUCUUUACCAGGAUGUGCAGUACUGAAACUCAGCGAUGGUAGAAAACGGUCCAUGUCUCUUUGGGUCGAAUUCAUUACGGCUUCUGGAUAUUUGUCUGCUAGAAAGAUACGGUCCCGUUUCCAAACAUUGGUGGCUCAGGCCUGUGAUAAAUGCAGUUACAGAGACAUUGUCAAGAUGGUGGCCGACACGACGGAGGUGAAGCUGAGAAUACGAGAGCGCUAUGUGGUUCAAAUCACGCCAGCCUUCAGAUGUAGUGGUCUUUGGCCACGUUCAGCAGCACAUUGGCCAAUACCUCAAAUUCCAUGGCCAAACCCGAACUUAGUGGCGGAAGUCAAGACUGAAGGAUUUGAUCUUCUCUCCAAAGAGUGCAUUACUCUGCAGGGCAAACAAUCUUCAAUGGAAGGUGAUGCAUGGGUGCUGAACUUCAGCGAGGCGGAAAACCGAUUACUACAGGGUGGAUGCCGCAGCAAAUGUCUUAGCAUUCUGAAAACGAUGAGGGAUCGGCACCUAGAUCUUCCAGGAAAUCCUGUAACCAGUUAUCAUAUGAAAACCCUCGUUUUGUAUGAAUGUGAGAAGCAUCCACGUGAAAUAGAAUGGGAUGAAACAUGUCUUGGUGAUCGACUGAAUGGCAUUCUCCUGCAACUCAUUUCAUGCCUACAAUGCCGUAGAUGUCCACAUUAUUUUCUGCCACAACUGGAUCUCUUUAAAGGAAAAUCAGUGAGUUCUCUCGAAAACGCUGCAAAGCAAUGCUGGCGAUUAACGCGAGAGCUACUUACAAACCCAAGAUCCUUCGAAAAAUUGUGAUGAUGCAAACAGCAUGCGACACUUAAGAUCCCAAAGGAGGAGAAACAAAAUUAAGCUCAGCAACGAAAUUUAUUUAAAGUGGGAUUUAGUGCAAUUUUUUAAAACUAAAAAUCGAUUAUUACAAUUUCAGGACAAAGUGUUUAGAAAUGUGUUGAAAAGUUUUAUUAUUUCUGUUUUGAAUUUCAAUAUUUAUCUUAUCAAAUGAAAGUUUAGGGAGCCAGUAUAAUGUUUAUUGUUUUAAGUUUUUAUUGAAAAUAACAAUGAUAUGGAGUGUUGCGCAACUAUCAAUUUAGAUUAUAUAAUCGAAAUCUACAAUUCAUAAAAAGUAUAAUCAUAUUAGAUAACUGAAAAAAAAUAUAGAACAUUUCCCAGUUUAGAUACAGGACAAUAUAAUAUCUUGUGAUGAAUAACAACGAUAAAAGUGAUUUUAUGUGUGUUUUGUACAUUUGCUUUUAGUGAACAUUGAACUGUUUUAAUGUGCAAAUUAUAGAGAAACUAUUGUGUAACUUUGAUGCAAUGAUGAUUUCUUAGAUAUUUAAAUUUAUAUAACAUGUACUCUGAAUGUUUUGAAGUGAUGCUCGUCAUAAAUGUAUAGAGCUUUAUGUGUACAGCUUGAUUUGUACAGAAAUACAGCCAGGUAGAUAUAA
Argiope bruennichi is the source of this 2261-nucleotide messenger RNA. RefSeq names its product protein mab-21. Bases 517 to 1614 code for a protein of 365 amino acids. NCBI's taxonomy places the organism in Eukaryota, Metazoa, Arthropoda, Arachnida, Araneae, Araneidae. The transcript has a single exon. The record is from RefSeq and is a predicted model, not a curated record.